GCGGAGCUGACAGCGCGGAGCUGGCGCUGCGGAACCCAAGGAACCUUGCCGGUUCCUCUGACUGGCGUCUGCGAGUACAGCGGCGGCUGACCCGCCCGGGUUGGAGGGAUUUACCCGGACCGUGGAGCGAUGCUUGUGAUUCUGCAGCUCCUCAAAGAUCCCUAGUAGCCUGUUUCUCCAAGCAGUCCAGGACCUCCAGCCCCAUGGAGCCCCCGAUCCCGCAGAGUGUCCCCUUGACUCCCAGCUCAGUCAUGGUGCAGCCCCUUCUUGACAGCCGGAUGCCCCACAGCCGGCUGCAGCACCCGCUCACCAUCCUACCCAUUGACCAGAUGAAGACCAGCCAUGUGGAGAACGACUACAUAGACAACCCUGGCCUGGCUCCCCCAACUGGUCCAAAGAGGACCAGGGGUGGGGCUCUGGAACUGGCCCCCACACCUGCCCGCUGUGACCAGGAUGUCACCCAUCACUGGAUCUCCUUCAGUGGGCGCCCCAGCUCCGUGAGCAGCAGCAGCAGCACCUCCUCUGACCAACGGCUCCUAGAUCACAUGGCUCCACCGCCUGUGGCUGAGCAGGCUUCACCUAGAGCUGUGCGUCUGCAGCCAAAGGUCGUCCACUGCAAGCCUCUGGACCUCAAGGGUCCAGCCCUCCCACCAGAGCUGGACAAGCACUUCUUGCUGUGUGAGGCCUGUGGGAAGUGUAAAUGUAAGGAGUGUGCGUCCCCUCGGACGUUGCCCUCCUGCUGGGUCUGUAACCAGGAGUGCCUGUGUUCCGCCCAGACCUUGGUCAACUAUGGCACCUGCAUGUGCCUGGUGCAGGGCAUCUUCUACCAUUGCACCAAUGAGGACGAUGAGGGCUCCUGUGCUGAUCACCCAUGCUCCUGCUCCCGCUCCAACUGCUGUGCCCGCUGGUCCUUCAUGGGUGCCCUCUCUGUGGUGCUGCCCUGCCUACUCUGUUAUCUACCUGCCACAGGCUGCGUGAAGCUGGCCCAGCGUGGCUAUGACCGCCUGCGCCGCCCCGGUUGCCGCUGCAAGCACACGAAUAGCGUCAUCUGUAAGACAGCCAGCAUGGAUGCGGUGGCCAGCAGGCCUGACAAGCCUUUCUGACACUUCGGGUCGAAGCCUCGAUGUUGCCCCUGGAAAUGUGGGUCACUCUUGCCAGCCUCCUGAGGCUGACCCUGCUCAUCUGUUCUCCUCCCUCGAUUGGGAAGAAGCAGGCAGAGACCACACCACCCACUCUCUGUUUUUUUUUUCCCCCCAAAAGGAUGAAGAAACACAUGGGGACAGUGGGGGAAUUCAGGGUCCUGGAACUUUGUGUCAAGUAGACCAUGCAGGGUGUGAUGAGGAGGGGGGCGGGGCGAGCUUGUUGAUUCUGUUUUAGAAGAGGGAACACAGAUGCGGACAUAAUCUUGGAAGUUGCAGCUGCUUGAUGGCCUUCCCAGUCCCUCCUCCUUCCUUUCUCCCACUCUGCGUUUGUCUUUGGCUUUCAUAGGAGUUGGACUCCUGGGAGGAAUUGGCUAACUGAAGGCCAGGGUACUUUGAAGAUGACCCUGGGAUCCUGGACUUCUCUAUCUUCUCCUCCAUCCAUGCCUACUGUCCGCUGCCUCCCUGGGGAAGGUGUAGAGCACCCUAGGGAUCCCUACUGUAUAUACUUGGGAGCUGCUGAGAACAGAGGAUAGCUGGUGAGUGGAAGCCUUGUUCCUGCGCCUGCCUUCCCAGAGCCAGUCACAUGAUGGAUUUGGGAGCCACUGUGCAGUGAUACCUUCCUCCCAGCCUGCUCAUUAACUCGGGGGUGUUCUGCUCAUCAUCACACCGUCCUGAUUCUUGCCACCAAGUCACAGACUCGCCUGCCUGCUGUGUGUCCUGAGUUCUCUCUCCUCAAACAUUCUUUCCAGAAACUUGAUGGGCAGAGAAGACCAGGGUGGCACAUGCGAGACCAAAUAUCAUUUUGCCAAUGAGUUUGGGGCUGUGGUCUCUGGAUCCAGUCGUGAUGUUUUUAUAGAAUAAUUAAACCAGAUGUUAACAGUGUUCUCAACAUCCACAGUGAUAAUAACAACUUGCUUCCUUUUGGACCACCCCCAGGAAGGGCUGAUUUCAAAAUCUGGGGGCAAAUAAACCUCAAGGAGCACAAUUUCCCUGCCCACCAAGAAGAGUUGAACGGCGAAGAAGAGGCCGCGUCUCCCAUUGGCAGAAUGACAGCUGAGCCAAACUGGGCUGGGUUACCUUCUCUGAUUCUGCUGCUUGCUGUCAUAGCCUUUUGUGUAUAGCGAUGCAUCUGUAUCUUUAUGUAAAUAGAGAUGAUGAACAGAGUCUAUUUUAGUGUGUUAGGAAGCCCUGGCGGCAGGGGGAGUCAGAAAAGCUUGAGAGGGUGGGGAAAUGAUUCUCCAGGGGCCACUGAGAUUGAGCCCUGCUUUUGUGCACAGCACACACUUCCCCCAACAGCCCCCAAAGACGUAGCAACUCUUUCUCUCAAGGUGCUAAAGGACUCAGAAAGUGCAGCACGUCCAGUGGGUAGGUACUUGUUGCAUGCAAAAGCUGUAAUGUGUCUGGUCCUUUCCCCUAACCCUUAUGUGAGGUUUUUGCUUUGUGUGGUAGUGUCCCUCUCCUCUAAUGAGAGGAAGUGGCCUGGGUCAGAAAACAUGGCCCAGGUGAAAUGGGGAGCAAUUAGGCAGAGCAUAGCAUUUUAAUUUGAGCUGUCUCCAGGAAGGAGGCCAGGCCAAGGAGGCAGGUAACUGUAAGUGGCAUGUACCUAAUGCUUCUCAAGGACACCCCUCCCCAUACUUUCUUGGAAGCUAGAAGUAACAUCUUAUGAUUUAGGAUAAAUUAAUUGUAACCAUAGAUAUUUAUUGAUUGGAGGAAGGGAGGGUCUUAUUAUUUUUGGCUUUAUUUAUGUAACAUUUGCUGGUUUGUAAAAGGCAAGUACAAAAUAAUGCAUCUUCAGUCUCUAAAGCUAAUUCAUAUAGCUACCCUGGCCACAGAUGGUGAUGGAUGUAUAGAUAAUUCUCGCACAAAUAGGAGGGAAUGGUAGAAAAACACAUUUCAGCCAACCACUUUUACACUAAUUGAAUGUAUUGGAAAUGUACUGAAGGGGGCUGGAGAUGUUUUCCUUAGAUGAGGUGUGCAGAUGUGCCCCCCUCCAAAUGAUAGCACACAUGUGUGUGCACUCUUUUCCAGAAGGCCUUGGAAUAUUGCCCAGGGCCCUCCCUCAAACAUCUCCAGGAAAUUUGAUACAGUGGCAAGUUACACUGUCGUGAUCUUGAUCUACAUACCUAUUCUAUGGAGAAUUGAUUUAUAUAAGCUGUGUUGCACACAUUGCACAUGUUACACACACACACACACACAAAACACACAGACCCUCUACCAGUAGACCCUCUUUCCUAGUAGAGGCCUCCUGAACCCUGACUUUUUGUGUACAUAGUUGUAAACACGGAUUUUUGUGGGUUUUGGUUUGCUUUUUUAUUUUCCUCUCCUACCUGUUUGACUUGCAUUUAACCUGCCAAAUGUCUGCAGAACUCUUCCCCAAGAAUCACCUUGGUACCCACAUGCUCUGUGGUAAGAGAAUGAGUGAAGCAAGCGUCCUUUCUUCUCCAGCUCUGUUGGGUAGCAUGCUCCUUCAGCAUCAUGGUUUGGUUUUGUUUUUUUCUCUCUGGCUCCUUGACAAAAGAGGAAGAGGCCCUGUAGGCCCUCUAUUCCUUCCCAUGAGUCGCCGAGGGAACAAGUACGCAGAAACAGGACACAUUUCUGUAGAUACUGCUGGCUGGCUGGCUGGCUGUUUUCCUGUCACCUGCAGCUUGCUUGGCUGGGUUAUGCUUAUGUCGAAAAGUCAGCUAGUUCUUGCUUCUCUGCAGUCCUGGGGUUGGUGGUAGUUGUGCCUGGGGCUGGUAAUAGUUUUUGGUUCUCACCCCACCAGUGGUGAGUUUGUGGAGGCCAAUAGUUCCGUGAGCCCCCUGGGGACUGGGUCCAAGCUAACAAAGGCUUCCCCGGUAAAUGACAGGGUGUACAACGGAGACGCUCCUCAGAGACUCCAGAAGGAAGACCAGUCCCUAUUGGGAAUGGACCCUUUGAACCCAGGUGGCUGCCACCUUGAAGCAUCACAUUCUCCUGUGCUGCCCCAGCAAGUGUCUGGUGGUGUGCUAGCAGCACAACUUAGUACUGUCCAUCGCUAGGGCACCAGCUUUUUCUGGCUCAUGCCUUUGGUGAGCAUUUCCCUGUCUUCUCUGCUUACUGUCAUAGUGGAAGUCAAACCUUGCGUUGCCAUUUUUUUUGCUGUGGGUAACUGCGUGCGAUGUCUUAUAUUGCUUUUCCUUCUCCUUGUCCUACAGUUUGGUUUCGUGUUACAAAAGGUAAAGUUUUUUCCAGCUCCCUUGCCACCACAUUCCUAUUUUAUUUUCACCUUUCACUAUAGUUCCCCUGUUACCCCACCACAAAAGUUACCACAGAAGGUUUCCUUUGUAUAGAAUAUUUAUUUUGAAGCUCUAUUUUAAUAGUAUUUAUUUUAGAAAGUCUACUAUUGUAAGAGUUCUUCUGUUUGUGAAGAAAAAAACAAGUUAAAACUGAAUGUACUGAUCUAGAAAAUAUCUAUAAAUAUAUAUUGUUAAAUAUA
This is a messenger RNA of Dipodomys spectabilis (banner-tailed kangaroo rat), 4599 nucleotides long. RefSeq names its product sprouty RTK signaling antagonist 4 (gene Spry4). The record is from RefSeq and is a predicted model, not a curated record. Lineage: Eukaryota; Metazoa; Chordata; Mammalia; Rodentia; Heteromyidae. Gene Ontology annotation, biological process: animal organ development; negative regulation of Ras protein signal transduction; multicellular organism development. Bases 204 to 1103 code for a protein of 299 amino acids. Gene Ontology annotation, cellular component: cytosol; membrane. The transcript is spliced from 2 exons.